AUGUCAAUAAAAAAGAAUUUGUUUUACAACAAAAAGGAGGACAUAAUUGAGGGUUAUCAAGACCAUGCACUGCAGGGCAGGUCACCACAAAUGGCAACACAUGCCCUCGUGUUUAUGAUUGGCGGAAUCCGUAAAAAGCUGAAACAACCAAUUGCUUAUUAUUUUUCUAGUGGAUCUGUGACUGCAGAUAGGCUGUCAGUUCUUAUAAAGGAGGUCCUGCAACAUUGUUUUGAUGCUGGAGUUAAUAUUUCAGCUACAGUGUGUGAUAUGGAUGGUGUGAAUAAGAGAGCUUUAAGUAUCUUGGGAGCAUCUGUAGAACAGCCAUAUAUUCUGCUAAAUAAUCGAGAAGUGGUUACCAUUUUUGAUACUCCGCAUUUGCUCAAAUGCUUUAGAAAUAUGUUUUUAAAAUAUGACAUUAAAUGUCCAACAAAUAUAACAUCAAAUGAUCAAAUUGGAUUUGGUGUUGCUAAAUGGAGCCAUAUAAAGGAGUUUUAUGAAACAGAUAACACCAAUCCCAAUUUUGUGUUUGCACCUUGCUUAAAACAAGAACAUUUAAAUCCAAAUACGAAGCAGAAGAUGAAGGUGAAGCUAGCUGCACAAGUGUUAAGCCACUCAGUUGCUGCAGGAAUGUAUGCUAAAAUUUCACAAGGGGAACUCUCUUCAGAGGCUGUCACUACAGCUAAUGUUAUUGCAAAUAUGGACAAGCUGUUUGAUUGUGUCAACGCAUGCACACCAGACCUAAGAAGGGGGAAACCAUAUUCGACAAACAUGACAAAUAAUACACCACAUCUCACACAUUUCACUUUAAUGAAGAAUUUUUUUAAAGAAAUGACGUUUUUGGGAUGCAAACGAGCUCCUCCAUCCCAAGAAGGUUGGAUAUGGUCCAUCAAUGGAAUAGAACGAAUUUGGAGAAAUCUCAGUUCUAAACAUAAAUCAAUAAAAAGUUUGGAAACAAGAAGGCUCCAGCAGGACCCGUUAGAAAAUCUUUUUGGAUGCAUUCGGGCCAAUUGCGGCUGCAAUUCAAAUCCCACUGCUGGGCAGUUUGUUGCGGGUCUUAAAACGGCUGUCCUUAGCAACUUAUCUUUUAUUGGGACAGGAAAUUGUGAAGAAGACCAAAAUCAAGUUAUAUUGACAAAUUUUAAAUCUUUAUUGUCUCCACCCACAGACACACACACUGCUUAUGCCACAAUUUUAACCGAUGAGUUAGAAGAAAGUGUAAAUUCUACAUUUGAAUGUAGCUUGGAAGAAAGCAGUGGCGAAAUACAAGCAUGUGCCUAUGUCUGUGGGUUUAUAGUAAAAAAUAAUCUCAACAAAUGUGAAAUUUGUGAAAAAAUUUUUGUAUCUGAGACACAAGAGAGAUCACAUACUUUUAUUAACUUUAAAGAAUAUAGUGAUCUAAAAAAGUCCCUUAAAUACGCCUCUAAAAACCUCAUUAACUGUAUUGAAAGUAGUGCUACGAUGAUUUAUGAUUUUUUAGAGGCAGAAGCAUAUAAAAAAAAAUUAAAAGGGACAAUUAAAGUUUUGUUCAAAAACUCAAUAAAUUGGGAGUUUCUUGAUGAAUGUCCAGAACAUAAAGAUAUGAAUAUAGAUUACUUAUUUAAUAGCGUAUUUCACAUUUGUAUGAAGAGAUUUUGUAUUUUGAAAAAUCGGCAAUUUGCAGAAGAGUACUCUGCAUCUGCUCUUAAAAGAAAAAUUGAUAUCUUGCAGAAUAAAUAA
This is a messenger RNA of Parnassius mnemosyne (clouded apollo), 1716 nucleotides long. NCBI's taxonomy places the organism in Eukaryota, Metazoa, Arthropoda, Insecta, Lepidoptera, Papilionidae. The record is from the annotation of a GenBank genome assembly.